Molecule: messenger RNA, 2571 nt
Organism: Rhodamnia argentea
Lineage: Eukaryota; Viridiplantae; Streptophyta; Magnoliopsida; Myrtales; Myrtaceae
Product: monocopper oxidase-like protein SKU5
Exons: 9
Coding region: 572-2395 (607 amino acids)
Molecular function (GO): oxidoreductase activity; copper ion binding
Source: RefSeq, a predicted model, not a curated record
UGAGAAAUGCUUUCGCUGGUCCUGCGAGAGAAUGGAUGGAACAAAGGGAUCUCUCUCUGCUUUCUUUCCACUGUUUUGGGGCGCGCGCUCCUGCUCUCGAUCUCUCGAGAUAUUCAAACAGCAGUUCUUGCGACUGUGGAAGUGGGAACGCAAAUCUCUCGUGGGGUUCGCAGAAAAAUCGCUCCUGAAUCUUUCCACCGCCAUGAUUACUGCGCACACCAAGUUCUUGCACUGUUCGACUCGACCCCACCAUUUUCAAUUUGGGCGAAAGAGAUAGUCGUAAAAGCCGCCACUGCUUCAGCUUGCGUGGUCUCUCUCUCUCUCUCUCUCUCUCUCUAUUACAAAUUACUUGGAACUGCGAGAAAGCACCAAUGGGACCCAUCUCUCGACUGGCCUCUCUGCAGCACCUCCCCAGUUGUCACCAUUCUUUGCACUUCUUCGUUCUCUCUCAUCUGCGAACUUUGCUGUCUCUUCUUGUCUUGUUCUACGGCAGCGCUUCACUCCGUCACUCAACUUCCCAAUUCCCACUUGGCAAAGGUGAAGGGCCAGCCGGUACCCUCCAUCUUUAUCCAUGAGCGAGAAGGGGUUGCAAAUGCCCUCCGGCGGUUCUUGCUCCUCCUUCAUCCCCUCGUCCUUGUUCUCCGCAAUUUUGGUUCUUGGGUCGUUGAGUAGGGGUUUAGCAGAAGACCCUUAUGUGUACUUCGACUGGACCGUGUCGUAUCUCUCCAGUUCUCCCCUCGGAGUCAAGCAGCAGGUGAUUGGGAUCAAUGGGCUGUUCCCAGGGCCCAUUCUCAACAUCACUACUAAUUGGAAUGUCGAGAUCAAUGUCAAGAAUGAGCUCGAUGAGUCAGUGCUUUUGACAUGGAAUGGAAUACAACAUAGGAAGAACUCUUGGCAAGAUGGCGUAUUGGGGACAAAUUGCCCGAUUCCUGCAGGAUGGAAUUGGACAUACCAAUUCCAGGUGAAAGAUCAAAUAGGGAGUUUUUUUUACUUCCUGUCCUUGAACUUCCAGAGAGCAGCGGGUGGAUAUGGGGGAAUCAUAAUAAACAACAGAGAUGUAAUUCCACUACCUUUUGCAACACCAGAUGGAGAUGUUACAGUUUUUAUUAGUGACUGGUAUACUAAAAGCCAUAAGAAACUUAGGAAAGACAUAGAAAAGGGAAAUGACCUUGGGUUUCCUGAUGGUAUCUUAAUUAAUGGCUUCGGACCCUAUCAAUAUGACAAGGAACUUGUUCAAGAUGGCAUUACUUAUCAGAUAAUCAAUGUUGAACCAGCAAAAACGUACCGCUUUAGGGUGCACAAUGUUGGUAUUUCCACAAGUUUAAAUUUCAGAAUACAGAAUCAUAACUUACUACUGGUGGAGACUGAAGGAUCAUACACAGUUCAGCAAAUUUAUGCAAACAUGGAUAUUCAUGUGGGGCAGUCAUACUCAUUCUUAGUCACAAUGGAUCAAAAUGCAAGCACCGACUACUUCAUAGUUGCCUCUCCAAGGUUCAUUAACUCCUCUAAGUUCAGUAAAGCCGCUGGAGUCGCUGUGUUGCACUACUCCAACUCCCAAGGGCCAGCUUUGAGUCCUCUCCCCGAUCCUGGUGAGAACGAUGCCUAUGCCUCAAUGAAUCAAGCCAGAUCCAUAAGAUGGAAUGUUUCUGCUGGCGCUGCUCGUCCCAAUCCGCAAGGUUCUUUCAGGUAUGGUGAGAUUACUGUAACGGAUGUGUAUGUCAUCCUUAACAGAUCUCCGGAGCUUAUCAAUGGGAAGUGGCGUACCACCCUGAAUGGUAUUUCCUAUUUACCACCUUCAACUCCCCUGAAGCUUGCACAGCAGUUCAACCUUCCCGGUCUUUACAAGCUUGAUUUCCCGAACAGACUGUUGAACAGACCUGCCAAAGUUGAUACUUCUUUGAUAAAUGGAACUUAUAAAGGUUUUCUGGAAAUCAUCUUCCAGAACAAUGACACUAAUGUCCAGAACUACCACUUAGAUGGCUAUGCGUUCUUUGUUGUGGGUAUGGAUUUUGGAGUUUGGACAGAAAGUAGCAGAGCCACUUAUAACAAAUGGGAUGGGGUUGCUCGUUGCACUACGCAGGUUUUCCCAGGUGCUUGGACAGCCAUCUUGGUUUCGCUUGACAAUGCUGGCAUUUGGAAUCUCCGCACUGAGAAUCUUGACUCAUGGUAUCUGGGUCAAGAAUUGUAUAUGACUGUUGUCAAUCCUGAGAAUGACACAACUGAGCUGCAGUUGCCUGAUAAUGCCAUAUUCUGCGGCCUCCUAUCUUCGCUUCAGAAUGACCAAGCCCAGAGAUUCAAGUUUUCCGGUGCACCAUCUAUUUCUAAUGCCAGUAAAGCAUCUCUAAUAGCAUUAGUAGCAGUAGCGUUUGGGUGCUUUGUCCUUUCGCCAAGUUGAAUGAUUCCGCAGCGACGACUUCAUGCUAUAGCAAAAUGGGAGCAUCUUCCAUGCUUUGAGGUUGAAGGAAGCUCUAUGGCUUUUCAAUUGUGGAGGUCAAGACGUCAAGAGAUCAAGUCACCGUACAAUGUUGCUGAUCAAAGAGGUGGAAUUUCCUAACUGUAAUUUUACAGGAG